UCACUAAUUUUCCAUUACGAUUCCAUCACCCACGGCUUUCCUCCUCCCCUUCCUCCUCGAGGAGCCCUAAAAACCAGAGCCCGUCCUUCAGAACCCCACUUCGAUUAAUUUUCCUCCGGCCCUUCGUGAUCUCGGCGAGGGGGAUUAGGGUUUGGGAUUCGCGGUCUUGAACCCCUUAUCCUCCUCCCUCUCCUCCUUCGCGGAGUCGGAGCCCUCCUGGUGUCGACGUUGAUCCGCGAGAGACGAAGGAUUUCUGCUCUUCUUCUUCCCUGGUGGGAUGAUGGUUUGAGAAUUCGGAAUUGGGGGAAGUUUGUGCGGCGGGGGCUCUGAUUCUUGGGAGGGAUGGCGAGCGAUCUGCCAAUGAGCGCGGAGCUGGAGCAGAUUUCUGGCGAGAUCACCGACAUCUUCCGAGCCCUUCAAAAUGGAUUCCAGAAACUGGAUAAGAUUAAAGACCCUAAUAGACAGUCUAAGCAAUUGGAGGAGCUCACAGGAAAAAUGAGGGAAUGCAAACGGUUGAUUAAAGAGUUUGAUCGUGAAAUUAAAGAUGAAGAAAAUCGAAAUCCUCCUGAAGUGAAUAAGCAACUUAAUGAAAAGAAGCAAUCCAUGAUCAAAGAGUUGAACUCGUAUGUUGCAUUGAGAAAAACGUACCAAAAUAGCCUUGGUAACAAAAGAGUUGAACUCUUUGAUAUGGGUGCUGGAGGUAGCGAUCCUGUAGCCGAGGACAAUGUUCAAAUGGCAUCAGCAAUGUCUAAUCAAGAGCUUAUAGAUGCUGGAAUGAAGAAGAUGGAUGAGACUGAUCAAGCAAUUGAACGUUCAAAAAUGGUUGUUGAGCAAACCAUUGAAGUAGGAGCUCAAACUGCUGUGAAUCUUAAAGGCCAAACUGAACAGAUGGGUCGAAUUGUUAAUGAGUUGGAUACUAUUCAGUUUUCUAUUAAGAAGGCUUCUCAGCUGGUGAAAGAGAUUGGUAGGCAGGUGGCUACCGACAAGUGCAUCAUGGCUCUUCUAUUUCUCAUUGUUUGUGGUGUCAUUGCAAUUAUCAUUGUGAAGAUUGUCAAUCCACAUAACAAGGACAUUAGAGAUAUUCCUGGGUUGGCACCACCAGCUCCAGCAUCAAGGAGAUUGUUGUCGGUAGAAGCUUUCAAGGGUUUCCAGUAGAGUGCAAUUCAGAGGUGGCUGGUUUUGCUCAUGUGCGUUUGAGCCUUGAAAGAAACAUCUUUGACGUGCUAUUCUGUGUUAUUAUUCUUUUCCCUUGUAUAUCAUGUCACGCUUUUGUUCAUGAUUUUGUGUUCAAUCUUAACGGCUAUCAGAUUGGUCAUUAGGUUGAGAUCUUUAGAAUGCUAUGUACUUUAUUUACAGCAUUUGUAUUUGUGCCGUUUGUUCUGUAAAUGAGCUGAAGACAAUCAUUACAAGGAGUCUUUUAAGAUAUAAUAUGUGAAAUCUUUUGAUAUGUUGUACUU
Elaeis guineensis (African oil palm) is the source of this 1457-nucleotide messenger RNA. RefSeq names its product novel plant SNARE 13. Gene Ontology annotation, molecular function: SNARE binding; SNAP receptor activity. Gene Ontology annotation, biological process: vesicle fusion. The record is from RefSeq and is a predicted model, not a curated record. Gene Ontology annotation, cellular component: Golgi apparatus; ER to Golgi transport vesicle membrane; SNARE complex. NCBI's taxonomy places the organism in Eukaryota, Viridiplantae, Streptophyta, Magnoliopsida, Arecales, Arecaceae.